AUGGUGACCUUGUGCGACCCAAAGGCGGUGAUCAACAAUGAGAACAUGUCAGAAAAGAUGCAACAGGGUUUGGUGGAGUGCACUGCUCAGAUGCUGGAGAGAUUUAAUAUAGAAAAAGACAUAGUGGCCUAUAUCAAGAUGGAGUUUGACAAGAAGUACAACCCUACCUGGCACUGCAUUGUAGGGAGGAACUUCAGUAGUUAUGUGACACAUGAAAGCAAACACUUCAUCUACUUCUACCUGGGCCAAGUGGCCAUUCUUCUGCUCAGAUCUGGUUAA
This is a messenger RNA of Chinchilla lanigera (long-tailed chinchilla), 279 nucleotides long. RefSeq names its product dynein light chain 1, cytoplasmic-like. The record is from RefSeq and is a predicted model, not a curated record. Gene Ontology annotation, biological process: cilium assembly; microtubule-based process. Gene Ontology annotation, molecular function: dynein light intermediate chain binding; dynein intermediate chain binding. Gene Ontology annotation, cellular component: cytoplasmic dynein complex. The coding region runs from base 1 to 279 and encodes 92 amino acids. Lineage: Eukaryota; Metazoa; Chordata; Mammalia; Rodentia; Chinchillidae. The transcript has a single exon.